AUGUCUCGCUACGCUGAAGCUCAUGCCAACCCCGCUGGUCCAGGAGAUGCUCGCCCAACCGCUCUCCAGAUCAUCAAGGACGAAGGAGUAGAGGGCAAGUUGGCCGGAAAGGUCAUCGUUAUCACUGGCACUUCUUCUGGAAUCGGAAUCGAGACUGCCCGCGUUCUCAAGCUCACCGGAGCAAAGCUGUUGUUGACUGCACGAAACCUCGAAAAAGCCAAGACUGCUCUGGACGGCAUUCUUGAGCCAGGACGCGUUGAGCUCGUCGAGAUGGACAACACCUCCCUAGAAAGUGUGCGCCGCGCAGCAAAAGAUAUCCUGGAGAAGUCGAACAACCAAGUCAACAUCCUUAUCAACAACGCUGGUAUCAUGGCCAUUCAGAAUCUCGAAAAGACCAAGGACGGAUUUGAAAUGCAGUUUGGGGUCAACCACCUCGCACAUUUCCUACUGUUCGAACUUUUGAAGCCAGCUCUCCUUGCUAGUGCCACCCCUGAGCUUUCUUCUCGAGUUGUCAAUCUCUCUUCUUCAGCCCAUCACGUCGCCUCGAUCAAUGAGUCUGGAAACUACAACUUUGAGAAGACCGAAUACAACGACUGGGUUGCUUAUGGGCAAGCUAAGACUGCAAACAUCUACAUGACGAACGAGAUCGAGAGGCGAUACGGAUCCAAGGGGCUUCACGCAACCAGUGUUCACCCUGGUAUGAUCGCAACAGGACUUAUGCAAUACAUGGACCCCAAGAUCGUUGAAGGCUUCCAGGGCAACCAGGAGGUGUACAAGACGAUGAAGUCGCCAGAGCAGGGCGCCGCAACAACAGUAUGGGCUGCGAUCGGAAAGGAAUGGGAAAACAAAGGCGGAGAGUACCUUGCUGAGUGUGGAAAGACUACCCGCGGUAACGACAAACAUGAGAUCGCAGGCGUGGGCUUUGCAGGCCAUGCUUACGACCCCAAAGCCGAAGCGAGGCUUUGGAAGGAUUCAUUGGCAAUGGUGGGACUCAAAGACGAUCAGUAG
Messenger RNA from Alternaria postmessia, 1008 nucleotides. RefSeq lists its product as uncharacterized. NCBI's taxonomy places the organism in Eukaryota, Fungi, Ascomycota, Dothideomycetes, Pleosporales, Pleosporaceae. The record is from RefSeq and is a predicted model, not a curated record. Bases 1 to 1008 code for a protein of 335 amino acids. The transcript has a single exon.